UGGCGGACAAAGAAGACGAACUUUCUUCGUCUUGUUUCGAUUGCCAUGCUCAUAUUGCUGCAGACGAAUUCAGUGAGGAUAUAGAUGAUGUUAUUGAAGCGGCCAAAGAGAAUGGGGURUCUGCUGUUCUUGGUGUGACAGAGUUUAAAAGUGAUUUUACGAAGCUGUUGAUGCUUGCAGAUAAAUACCCAGAUUUCAUUGCACCAUGUCUUGGUAUCCAUCCAGUUCAGCAGUUAAACCCAGAGAGAAGUGUUACCAUGAAUGACAUGGAAGGUGUGGAGGAUAUGAUUAGAGACAAUCAACACAGACUAUUUGCAAUUGGAGAAAUUGGUUUAGAUUUUACACCUAGAUUUAUCAAGUCUGACCAUGACAAAGAAGUCCAGAAAGAAGURUUUAUUCAACAGGUUAAACUGGCUAAGGAGCUGGACCUUCCUGUGAAUGUCCAUUCCAGAUCUGCUGGGAGGCAUGUCAUCAACAUCUUAAAAGAACAAGGUAUUCCCAUGACAAUAAUAACAUACUUGCAUUGAAAAGUACAUUUUUACACAUGCUUCUAUGGCUACUGGUAUGCGUUAGUGAAUUAAAGACUCUACACACAGAUAGCAACAUUAUAUUUCUGUGGCAAAUGC
Messenger RNA from Exaiptasia diaphana, 626 nucleotides. Its product is annotated as putative deoxyribonuclease TATDN3. The transcript is spliced from 7 exons. Gene Ontology annotation, molecular function: hydrolase activity, acting on ester bonds. The record is from RefSeq and is a predicted model, not a curated record. Bases 171 to 527 code for a protein of 118 amino acids. Lineage: Eukaryota; Metazoa; Cnidaria; Anthozoa; Actiniaria; Aiptasiidae.